Molecule: messenger RNA, 3210 nt
Organism: Onychomys torridus (southern grasshopper mouse)
Lineage: Eukaryota; Metazoa; Chordata; Mammalia; Rodentia; Cricetidae
Product: sulfotransferase 1C2-like
Exons: 6
Coding region: 1249-2121 (290 amino acids)
Biological process (GO): sulfation
Cellular component (GO): cytoplasm
Molecular function (GO): sulfotransferase activity
Source: RefSeq, a predicted model, not a curated record
UACAUUUUAAUUAAGUAAAAGUAAAUAAUUUUAAAAGAGAGCCAAUAGGGGGGAUGCAAAAAUUAACUAUUAAAAAACUAAUCCUAACAAUAUUUUUAUUUUGUAAAAGGACCUUGAAUUUCCAAUUCUCCUACAUCCUGCUGUUAUAUGUUACUGAGCAUCUGCUCCAGGGCUUCACACAUGCUAGGCAAUUGUACCAACUGAGCUACAGCCCCACCAUCAAGCUCUGCUGUCUGUUGCUUUUCUCUUAGAAUGCAGGAGUAUGGUUCAUUUCCUGUGCUGACCUCACGACCCAGCACCUAUUCUCAGUUCACAUGUCUAACCUAUUAGUACAUACUUUGCAUUGCCUAAGUGUAUGAUCAGUCAUUUCUGUUACUGUCGCGGACAUCUUUCCUCUUCGAAUAUUUCCCUACAGUAGAUGUCUAUUGUUGAUGCUCAAUUAAAAGUUUGUUUAUUUCUUCAUUAAUGUGUAUUGUUCCUUCAAUUGUUAGACAAGCCAAAUUUUCAAGUGUGGUUCACUGAAAUAAUUGGGCAUUUCAUUACUAUGUCUAAUUGAAUCUGGAAUAUUGGAAUAUUAUUGAAAGACUAAAAGUGACUGGAACAAGAAUUAACUUCCUCCUUUCUACAGCCUCCUGUUUGCAUAUUUCUCAAGAGAUCUCUUUUUAGCAUAAGUAUUCUGACUCUCAUUGUAUUUCUUGUAAAUUAUAGCUCAUAAAGAUUGUCGCAAGAGUGUCUUCCAAUUCCUGGAAACAUUUAUUCUUGCUUCUCCUGUCUCUGUCCUCCUUCACCUCCAACUGUAAAUACUGGCUGCCUCCUAUUCCACCUUGUUAAUAAGUAGAAAUCUAAUUUCCAUAAGUAUUUCUUCAGAGACAUAAUUCAUUAAAUGACUAAAAGACUUUACCUAUUUAGGCCAAGGGUUUGAUUAGUGCUACUAUCUUAACACGGUGAUUACUCUUGGUUACCUAGUAGUGUUCUGUGCAAAUGAACCCGAACUGGGUGGAAGGAAAUGUUUUGUAACAUGUGUUAUCAGAAAAUUUCAGAUAACACCAUUUUUAUAAUAGACAUUGGCUCAGAUAUGGUUUAAAAAUUAUACUUGUGAAGAGUUGCAAAAGGUAUAUAUAGACACAUGGAAUGUCAACUUAGAGACAACAAGAUUACUCUUCUGGAAUUGUAACUGAGGGCCUGGAUUGUCUGUGGCUUGUGUAGGGACUGUGUGGAGUAUACAGCCUCUAAUAGAUUAGGUGGAAGAUGUCAUCCCAGAGUCAGCAAAGCCUCCUUCACAAGUACAAAGGCAUCCUCUUCUCUGCCAUGUCUUCAGAAGAACUCCUUGAUUCCUUGGAUUCUUUUGAUGCAAGAGAAGAUGACAUAUUUCUGGUUUCCUACCCAAAGUCUGGAACCCACUGGGUGGCAGAAGUCAUUGAGAACAUUCCCAGUGCUGGAAUCACGCUCACAUCUCCUAUUGAGUGGGGAGAUGUUUCUCAUUUCAAAGAGCUAAAGAUGGUCCCUAAGAGAAGAGUUAUCCCAACGCACCUAAGCUCUGAAAUGAUUCCUGUGACGGUUAAACAGAAGCAAUGUAAGAUUGUCUACGUUGUCAGAAAUCCGAAGGACACGGCUGUGUCCCUGUUCCACUACUACAAACACAACCCCAACCUCCCGUCCACUGAAACAUGGGCUGCAUUUUUAGAGCUGUUCCUCAAAGGAGAUGUUGUAUAUGGUUCCUGGUUUGAUCAUGUUUUGAGCUGGGAAAAACACAAAAAUGAUAAAAACAUCCUCUUCCUAUUUUAUGAAGAAAUGAAAAAUGAUUUUGCUGAGAGCCUACAGAAAAUAACUGCUUUCCUUGGCAUCAGUGUGGACAACAGUGAGAUGAGCAAGAUUGCUCGGAACACAUCGUUCAGUGAAAUGAAAAGCAAUGCAGUUAAAGAAAACUGUGAUCCUAAUCACACCAUCUGCGCCCUCACAUCCGACAGGAACCUGGUGUUCAGAAAAGGAGUGGUGGGUGAUUGGAUAAACUACUUCACUCCGAAGCAGAAGCGAGUCUUUGAUGAAGUAUUCACAGAGAAGAUGAGACACAGCGAUGUGGGCAGACGCCUGAAGGAGUAUGAGAAUGUAGAUGGGAAAUAAAGCUGACCUCCCUCCUCUGCCAUGCAGCACCCAGAGAACAUGUAAAUAUUUUUUACGGAUGUGGAAAGCAGGGACUUCUUUCCAUGAGAAACACAUACUUCAAGAAUGUGUCAAAAGUGGCCCUUAUGAGAGACUAUUAUCACUGUUUGGUGACAGUAGAGAAAUAUUAAUAAAAGGAGGCAUAGAAUUCUCCAAUAGCUGAACUCUGGAUCCACUUCUAGCAUGUUGAGCAAGGCCAGGGGUAGUUCCUGUUCAGAGAGAGGACAUUACUGUAAAUUCUCCACGAGCUGUGCUGAUGUGGAAAGAGGUGAAGAAUUAAGUUACAGACCUGAGAAAAUUCUAUUUUCUGCCUAUUUAGACAAUCAUGGCCUGCAUCCCAACACAUUUGUUUCAACAUUUCCAAGUGUCUGUGAGAAAUACUUUCUAAGUUCACAGUAACAGAGACCAUCCUGUCAAACUCGAAAUAUCUAAUGGUAGGAUCCUAUCAUACAUUGGUGAGCAUGAAGAAUGAAGAGAAAAUCCUCUAGCCGAACAUGGCUGGGCAAGCCUGUGUUUUCUUAAUAUCACCUCAAUUAAAUUAUACUUUUUCACUUUCUAAUUUUGAAACUGAACUUCCCUUUGAAACUUUCCAUGCUUAUGACUAUAGUAUUUUGAGUAUGCAUGCUCUCUUCCAGACUCAUGCCUAACACUAAUCCAGUCAGUCUCUACCGCUCUCUGUAAAGUGCACUACCCCGUGCCUUUCACUAGAGGCCACUAUAAGGAACUCUCAGUGAACUAAACAGAGUUCUUUCUCCCUCAGGUCUUAGCGCAGUUUACUUCUGCGGUAGACUCCUACCGACGGCUCGCUGGGAAAUCAAAACUGUGCUGUGUGUAGCUCUUAAUGCUGAGCUGAAAGCAGGAAGUGGGUUUGCUGAGUUCAACUGAACUUAGAUUUUUAUACCCUAGUGUAUUAUGAAUCCAUGUAAAUGUUCAGGAACAAAUCUGUUGGGGGAUUUUGUGUGGCGUCCAUAAUUCAGCAAGUAGUUCAAUUUGCAUAAAUCUUCUGUGUGCAUGCCUUUGUUACAAAUAAAGAGCAUCCCUUUUGACUUC